UACACAUUCACGCGCGCUGCCUGACCUCUUCUCUGACUUCUCAUCAUGGCUCUACACAUCCUGUCGACUUCCUGUGCACGGGUCAAGGCCACGCUUUUGGUCCUGUCGCUCGUGGCAACCGUCGCGCACUGCCAGGACAUUUUUCUCAGCUACGUCAUCGCGGAGGAACAACCCAAGGGCACUUUCGUUGGCAAUGUAGCGCAGGAUUCCAACAUCAGGGACCACGUCGGCAGCGCCAGGGAGUUCCAGGAUCUGACGUACAGCUUCCUGGCGGAAGAGGCGCGAGUGACAGGCAACUUCCGGAUCGACAACGUGUCGGGUGUCCUUAGUACCGGAGCCAGACUCGAUCGAGAGCAGCUCUGCAGAUUCCAGAUGGAAUGCCGCCUGUCCUUUCGUCUCGCCGCUCAAUCUUCCCUCGGCCUUUUCUUCAAGAUCAUCGAUGUGACGGUCUCCGUGAGUGACAUCAACGACAACUCUCCGACCUUCAUUCCGUCCGAGGUGUCCCUCACCAUCAUGGAGAAUGCGACAUCGGACUUCUACACUCUCCCCAACGCCAUUGACGCAGACACGGGGGUAAACAACUCUGUGCAAGAGUACAGCCUCCUGACGAGUGACGUCCCUUUUAGUCUUCAGGUGCAGGGGUCCACGUCCAUGGACCUGGCUUUGGCGCUGAGUGUCAGAGAGAGGCUGGACCGCGAGACUGUGGACUUUUACCGCUUGACAGUGCUGGCGAAGGACGCGGGUACUCCGGUCAGAAGUGGGACUCUCACAGUUAACGUGCAGGUCGGGGACGUCAAUGACCACGCCCCCGUGUGGGAGCUGCCUCUCUAUGUCGUCAACGUCUCGGAGAUCGUCGCCGUCAACACCAUCAUCCUGACGCUUGCCGCUCACGACGCCGACAGCGGCCCCAACGGUCAGGUGAUCUACCGCUUCCCUCCCCUGCAGCCCGACACCGCGCUGGGGCUCUUCGCCUUAAACGAAACUUCCGGGGAGCUCCGGGUAUCAGGCACAAACACAGCUGAGUGUGGCCAAGCCGCUGGACGACUACGCCGGACAGACCUACAACCUGGAGGUCGAGAAGCACGCGACGGAGGCACGGCCUUCAAGUCGUCGCGUGCACAGGCUGUGGUGCGCGUGCUGGACACGCACAACUCGCGGCCGGAGAUCAUCAUGUCUGUGCUGGGCAGCAGCGCCACCACCACCCUAUCGGAGCUGGCCGAUCUUGGCCGCGUGGUGGCGCACAUCCUGGUCCGGGACUCGGACUCCGGGCUGAACGGCAUCGUCACGUGCUACCUGAACGCCACGCACUUCCAGCUGCAGGCCAUGGAUGUCGGGCAGUACAAAGUCAUCCUCAGCCGCCCGCUGGACCGCGAGGCGCAGGACACCCACGUCGUCAACGUCACGUGCGAGGACGCGGGCAAACCGCCGUUGUCCGACAGCAAGAUCUUCAGAGUCAAGGUCCGUGAUGAGAAUGACCAGGCGCCGGUGUUCUCGCAGUCUCUGUACUCCGCGAGGGUCACCGAGACAGGCGCCUACAGCAGCGACCGUAGUAUCUACGUCACCACCGUCACGGCCACCGACGCCGACGUCGGCGAGAACGCUCGGUUGUCCUACCGGAUCCUCGGCGACUUCCAGAACGAGUUCUACGUCUUUGACAACGGCACGGUGGUGGCGACGAGAGGCUUGGACAGAGAAAAUGGCGGAUCGCAGCGCUACCUGUCGGUCGUCGCCUACGACCACGGCACCAUGUCUAACACCGCCACCGCCACCAUCCUGCUGACGGUCCUCGAUGUCAACGACAACCCUCCAGUCUUCGUGGACAUCGCACCCGUCUUCUACGUCAGCGAGGGCGUGCCUCUGACGUCAUACGUGGGCAAUGUCACGGCGAUGGACGCCGACGAGGAGGAAAACGCCAUCGUGCUGUACAGCCUCCACCCAGCCUACGAUGGUCAGGUGCCCUUCAAGGUGAUCACGGAUGGCGUCAUUAAGACGAACGGCACCCUGGAUAGAGAGAAGCGCGACAGGUACGACUUUGAGAUAGUCGCCCACGACCUGGGAAGGCCUCAUCUUAGCUCUUCUAUCGUUGUCACCGUCCGCAUCCUAGACAUCAACGACAACAGCCCAGUCUUCCUCUUCCCCAACGACAUCAACAACACGGUGCGCGUGCCGCACACGUUGUCGCCCAACACCAAGGUAGCCACCAUCGUGGCCUACGACGCCGACCUCGGCAACAACGAGCGCCUCGUCUUCGCCAGGGAUGGGCGCAACGGCACUAAGUUCUUCGAUGUGGACCCAGAGACCGGGGAGGUCAUUCUCGUCAGACCUUUGUCAGAAAAGGACCUCGGAGAGCAUUGGCUAGUGGUGGUAGCUCACGACCAGGGCUUCCCCACUCAGCUGGCCAAUCAGACGAUGCUUUACAUCCAGGUCUAUCGGGGCAACCACACGGCUGCCGUGACGUCGGACAGCGCGGCCUUUCGCAACACGCUGCUGGUCAUCAUCAUCGUCGUGGUCACUUUUGUCCUCUCCAUCGUCGUCAUCGUCACCAUGGUGCUGAUCAGACACCAGGAUCGCCAGCGCCGACUGUACCGGGCCAAGGACGAGGAGGUCAAAGUAGAGGCUCACCUUCGGAAGCUUGCCAGCCCGUACGCCGGCGCCCAGGAGUUCGACGCGGCCACCACGGCGCCCGAUGCAUCGUUGCUCGUCGACGGAGCAGCGACGACGAAAGGAGGUGAGCUUUUCUCUGGACGAAGACAACAACAUCACGCCCGACUCCACGCCAGCGCCGUGCGAGAAGGAGGGGGCGGGCCGCCUGGAGACCCUGCCGGAGGGGGGCAAGGGACAGGUUUGUCUCCCCGUGAUGCUGCAAGUUGCUUACUGAAUGUCUCGCAUGUAUGGCUUGUCUUGAGUAGCCAAGGCAACGCCAAGAAACUAAUGACGUGGACAGAGGAAUUUCUGUGCGAUCUCACUACCAUCAUCACCCGCUUCAUGACAAAAGUCAGAAAUCACUGUUGGAGACUCAGGGCAGAUGACAACUUGAGCGACUUGUCCUGCGAUGCGAGCACCAGCGAUAGCGGACGGGGCGGAAGUGACGUAGAAAUGCAUGGUAGCUGCUUCCAAGGAUUCAGGAGACAACUCCUUCGGGUCGCAAAGAGGGGCGUCCUCCUCCGUCCAGGCAGGUCACGAUCACCGCAAGCAUCCGGCACAGCAGCGCACUGUACGCCACCUACAGCUCAGCCGCAGUACUCGACCGGAACCGGGGGCACGUGGAGCAGCGAGACCACCACUUCCGGUAGCUACACGGUGGGCUCGCAGGAACUGGCACAGGACAUCGACAAGCUGUUCUUCGAUCCACCAAACGACGUGGUGGUGUGAGCAACUAUUUAAUUCAUUCAUCCAUGAACUUCUUGAUUCGGGUCCUGGCAAGACCCACGGUCACCGGUGAUCUCACCUCCUCCGUCACACUUCGCAUCCUCGCUUCUUUUCGUCCUCCGCCGCAGCGUCAGCGCGAGCUCGUUGAAGCGCACGUGGGGUCGGCUGGGGACAGUGGCCUCAUUAUAAACUCGUCUGACUUGUUACUGCUUGUCACAGCAAGAACAGAUUACGUUGAACUUAGGGCUAAACAGCUGUCUAGAGCCGCGAUUAACAAUCUGGCAUGGAUCCAUUUGAUUGGCAGUUGGAUGGAUGGCGGGUAGUCCACAAACGGGGCCAAUGAAGGUGACAGAUAAGGAACUGAUUAAUCUUCCAUUGGCGCGACGAAUGUGUCUGUAAACAGGCUAGAAAGGGUGAGAACGGGGUUGGACUUUCGAUUCCUGUGUGCGUGCCAGAACAUUCUACCCGGGAAUUUCCAUUUGCAAGAUGGCUGUUACCUUCCAGAUUGCAGUGCUCAAAUGUUAACUGUGAGUGUUUCGUAGUAUCAAAUUUCGCUAAGUCACAACAUGUGAGGCGUGUGUGCGUGUGUGUGUGCGUGCGCCCUCCACACGAGAGAAUUUCUCCCGUCCGGUAUUCUUCGGAAGAAUCGCAGAGUCAGGAGUCUCGAUGUCUUCAACACCGCUUACAGCAUGACAAAAAACUAAGGUUGAAGCUGCAGGUUGAUACCCGGAGUUGCAGGCAGACUGUUAGAACAGCCAACAGUUCCAGUCGAUGUACAUAAAAAGCACCAAUAAUAACAACUUAUAACCAAUCGUGUAAUGUAACAUAACUACACGACUUGGGGUUUGUGCCUCUUGAGCUCUCAGAGGAGCCGUUCCUCAUUUCCUAUAGAAAAAUGUAUAAAAAUACGAAUAGAGUAAAAUUAAUGAUUUAUUGCCUGAACAGAUCCUUUACCGUAGGAUUCUCUAGCGCAAGAUGGGAAAAAAUAUCUCUUAUGUCUGGAAAUGGCUCAUUGAUUUUAGACACUGCCAGCUGAAGCUUUUUUUUCAUUUAGUGUUUAGCUGGUGAUCUUUGGUGAUGUUGGGGAUGAAUAUGUGCGUGUAUGUGUAGUGUAUUGUGAGUGUGACAUUUGCUACGAUAAAGAUCCAACAAUCCAUCGUGGUUCAAACUUAGCUAUCGAUUUCAGGAACUUGGGUUCAAACACAGUCAUCGAUUUUGAAGGUGGCUGGUGUACUUACAAUGUACUAGCAAUGGUCAGGUCUUCACCAGAUCGAAAUAGUUUAAAGACUGAUCCAAAUAUUUCACGACAAUGAUUCCCCGACGCAGAAGAGCGGUGUGAGGUGGCACUAGUCUGUUGCUGUCUACAAAUAUGACAAGAUAUUUGAAUGACAGCCACUGCUGUUUCAUAGGAAGUAAAUAAAAAUUAAAUCAAAAAUAUUUGAAACAAAAGUGACCUAGAAGGACAGCUAAGCGCUUAAUGCGUGUUGUGGACUGACCGCCAUUAUAAACGCUGCUGCAACGACAACAGCAUCGACGACAGGAAGUUAGCAGCCUUCUGAUUGGCUGGCUACUCUGGCUCUUCAAACAAGCACACGUGUUAUAACCUAAGAUUGUGCUGUGAUAUAAAAUAUACGGUCAAACAAACAAAGACUGAAUAUGAAUUAUCUCCUUCAUCCACAUAACAACUCUGGAACUUGUUUGAUUCGCUUGGUUGACUGCGCCCCGGACUGUACGACAAGAGCUGUUGCUGCACGACAGCAAAGACCUGGGAACAUAAAACAUUGUGUAGUGAGCGUGUGUUUGUGUGAGUGAGAGAAGGGUGAGUAAGUGAAUGAGAGAAAAUUUCUAUUGUGUGUGUGUUUGUUGAUAUGGAAGGGAAAGACCUGGAUUUCGAGAACAGCCACCAAAUGUACAAAACACACCUUAGUUAUUCAGUGUUGUGUAUCCCAUGUAUGUAAACACACGUGGAGCUUAAGGCGGCAGCUUGCAUGCCUACUUCCAAUACUGUUAUAGGUGUGACACAGAAUUCAUACAGAAGCUAAGUACAGACCGUCUACCCCGAUAUACUGGUUGUCCUGCCAAGAAGUACAAGACCGUUUGUGUCCCUGUCCUCUCCACAAGAAACACAACCUUCUGACAAACUUUUAUGCGGUAUGGUUCCUCCUUGGAAACAGUGGACACAACAAUUUAUGAUCAGCUCGACUCAAAGCAUAUCCAAUCAAAGGUUUGUAAUUGUACUGGGUCGGUUUUUCCCCCUGUGAGAUCUCCAGUGAGGGCAGCAAGGUAUUGAAUGACUUGAGACAGACAUCGGCUUCUGUGUUGUGGGAUGUCUGCAGGCUGUUAUGAUACCUCAUGUUCAUGCAUUAUCCGACUUGUUUUUGUCCGCUUUUUUAUCAAGCUUUUUGGUUUUAAUUUGAGUUGUAAGAGGAAACUGCGUUGGUCUGAGUUCCCUUGCUUAAACCACCAGUUGCCAAAAGUGAUUUUUACUUGCUGAGAUGUCCUAAAAAAACUACGCACAGGUUCUUUUCUUUAAACUUUGGUAUAUACCCAGUUUUGGAGAGAACGACUCACAUUUUAGUUGCCAGUAUUACAUUUUUUAACAAUUUUUUGUCCCUAAUCGCUGCUCCUUUCGCAAAUGCUGGAUCAUGAACUUGUGCACAAGCCGAAGGAAGUUAAGAGAUCAGACACUGAGCGCUGCUCAGCAAAACUGUUUAAACUUUUACAGACUAAGAUCUGGAUAACAUUUACCCCCCAGACAGGUCAAACGUCUAAAUAACUGUGAUACGAGAAAGCUCACAUAUAAGUUUGUGUUCAAAUGUCGUCUCGAAAUUUUUUUUUUUUUUUAAUUAUUAAACUAUAAGAUUUGGAUCCAAAAUAUAUUUUGUGCAUGUUGUGCUAAAUUGUGUCUAGACAUUUUUUUCCCCGGGUGGGAGCUCGGUUUUUAUUACAAGCAAAACUUGGAAAUCCGGGUGGUGCUACAUGCAGAUGAACAAGUCGUGUUGGAUGGAUUCUCGUUAGUGAGCUGGGUGGAACUCACUGGAUUACAGUUUGUGUUAAAUGUAGGAGGAAAGCUUAGAUGACAUGCAGAAGCCGGGCUGAGGGAAAUGAGCGAUGACAGGUUAGGUCCAUGGUGUUUAAUUCUAUGAACAACAUCUAGCCCUGGAUAUCUCGUGAAUGUGUGGACUUUUUUCUAUGUAGAACAGCUGUUAGAAUGCUAACAAACAUCAAGGAACAGGUGUGGUCAGCGUCUGCAAGCGACUAAAUGUGGAAAUCAUUAUUACUGCAUCAGUGGUGUAGGAAGAUGUUCGGUUUGCAAACUUUCUGCGGACGGUGAACGACAAAGCAACACUUAAUCUGAUUGAUGUUGCCCCCCUGGUUCCUCCUCCACUCUACAUGUAUUUUAGAGCUGCAUUUUUUGCGGAUGUCUCGGUGCCAAAUGUAUAUAUGGACGAUGUGUUGUCUACGUUUCCUCGCAGAAGGGGGAGACAACUACAAGCCUCUGUCGCUGUCAGGGGACGGCAACUCGUCAUACGCCAUGCCACGUGAAGUUAUCUCCAGUCAUCAGCAGAAUCGGAAACAUUUAAAUCAGUCUCCUCCUCCCCUGAUAUUCUAGUUGACAGCUUAGUUCCGAUACACAGAAUAUCCCUGAUUGUAGACUGUUCAAAUACUCUUUGUGGUGUCGGGAUCUUUCAGUUGGUGUGAAUGUUCUGUCGGUGUGGGAGAGGGUAAGUGGGUGAGUGCAGAAGAAAGGAAGAGAGAAAACAUUUAUAGAUGAAGUUAGAGGGAAACAUCCGAUGCAGUCGGUGGCAAAGUUCCACAGCAUUGACCCAACUGUCCUCACACGAGUUUGGAGGCUUGUACUCAGACAAUCUCGAUGAGCUUGGACAUGGUCGCACAAGACCAGGCUGUGCAUGGCCAAUGUCUCCACUCACGGUUAGAGUUAUCUGCGUGCACCGUUCUUAUCGUCAUCAUCUUCUGUCGUUUUCGUCGUCGUCAAUAGCAUCACAAACGUCGCAUCACCACCAACAUCGUCAGUCAAUCGUCCACUAGACUGUCUAGUUGUCAUGAGAUCAAGACACGCGAACUGUAACAGCUCCUGUCUCGAUAGGAUGUUAGAAACUUUCCCUGGACACUUCUUGUCGUCCUCUCACUUUGAGGAUGGUUCCAAGUUUUUUGUUUGUUGUUGUUUUCUGGAAGUGGAGUGGCGAGUGGCACAUGUUUUCUAGUGUCAAACAUCAUCUGGGUGCGUGCGUCACGCGUGUUCCUGGAGGCGUGCGUCAUGCCGCUUCUGGAAGCUGGUGUUGCUGGUGUUAACAAUCACCGGAAGAGGGUUGAAGAAGGUUUUGUCUUGUUCCAAGUCUUUUCCUCGCCAGCAGCGUCUCCUUCUAACAAUCACGUUGAACACUCGGAAGAGCUCAAGAGAUUUGUGGGAUCAAAACUUGGUGUUGGAACCGUUGCUGGGUUCCGUUCCGCCCCUGUCCCAUUAUAAACUUCCUCCCUGCGGACGUCACGAGUCGACUUUUUACACCACGACAGGUGCUUGCACGUGAGGUUUACGAGGUUAGGGAAACAGCUUCGUGGUCAUUCGCUAAUCCAUAGUCAUAGCUCAAGAACUGUAUUUACAUUGUACCAUCACUUCUACAUGUCAUCAGUCUUCGCAUUUUUUUUUUUUUUUUUUUUUUUUUGCCACGGAUCCACAGAUAUUAUCGUUUCCUCAGAAAGUGUUUCAUCCUCGCGACAUCUGUCGCUAAGCAACGUGCGCCGCUGUCAGCCAGGUUUAUGUGUCGCUCUUUUGUUGUUUAUCUUGUAAACAGCUUUACGAAAUGACAUUUUGUACUUGUGAAUAACAAAUAUUUUACUAAAAUAAAUGCAGGUGUACAUAU
Messenger RNA from Pomacea canaliculata, 8252 nucleotides. Its product is annotated as protocadherin-7-like. Gene Ontology annotation, molecular function: calcium ion binding; cadherin binding. Gene Ontology annotation, biological process: homophilic cell-cell adhesion. The record is from RefSeq and is a predicted model, not a curated record. Lineage: Eukaryota; Metazoa; Mollusca; Gastropoda; Architaenioglossa; Ampullariidae. Gene Ontology annotation, cellular component: plasma membrane; catenin complex.